AUGUCCUCAGGUGACGCCUACAAGCGCUGCCUCGACAGCAACCACCAGUGGGCCGACAAGGUCGCAAAGGAGGACCCCGAAUUCCUCAACACCCAAGCCAAGGGCCAGGCUCCCCCCAUUCUCUGGCUAGGAUGCGCCGAUUCUCGAGUCCCCGAGACCACCAUCUUGGGUUGCAAGCCCGGUGAUGUCUUCACCCACCGCAACAUCGCCAACAUCAUCAACCCGACCGACAUCUCCCUGCUGUCGAUCGUCCAGUUUGCCGUCUUCCACUUGAAGGUCAAGCACAUUGUGGUCUGCGGACACACCUCUUGCGGUGGAGUCGCCGGAUCGCUGGCCAACUCGAAGCUCGACAUCCUCGAUAUCUGGCUGCAGCCAUUGAGAGCGCUGCGUGAGAAGUACGCUGACGAGUUGGAGUCGAUGGAUGCCAGCGAGAGGGGCACGUUCCUCGCCAAGAAGAACGUUAUCGCGGGUGUUGAGACGCUUGAAAGGAUACCCACCGUCAUCGAUGCUAUGCGUGAGAGGGGAGUCACGGUGCAUGGUCUCCUGUAUAACCUUGCUACCGGCAAGCUGGAGGAGGUGGAGUUUGACGAGGAUGAGAAGACGGCCAACAAGCGUGUCACUGCUUUUGAGAGGAAGUAG
Zasmidium cellare ATCC 36951 is the source of this 639-nucleotide messenger RNA. RefSeq lists its product as uncharacterized. Gene Ontology annotation, molecular function: zinc ion binding; carbonate dehydratase activity. The transcript is spliced from 2 exons. The record is from RefSeq and is a predicted model, not a curated record. Bases 1 to 639 code for a protein of 212 amino acids. Lineage: Eukaryota; Fungi; Ascomycota; Dothideomycetes; Mycosphaerellales; Mycosphaerellaceae. Gene Ontology annotation, cellular component: cytoplasm. Gene Ontology annotation, biological process: carbon utilization; cellular response to oxidative stress; cellular response to carbon dioxide.